AUGUCUACCGGAGAUGAACUGCGUGCUUUGCAAGAUGUACGAAGCAUACUCUCUGAGUUCGGCGAGGAACCAAUCCGAAUCUUUGGGCAGGAGAUCCCCAGUUGUUUGGCGCAGCUUGCUCAAAAAUCCGACUCGCCCGAGGAGAUCAGGGUUGAGGCCUUGGCAGCGCUGGCAGAUCUCGCAGGGAGCAACCGUGGUGCCCUCCUUGUAGCUGAAGUUGGUGCCUUGCCGCUUUGCGUCCGUAUGCUCCAGAGCUCUGAUGAGGCGACGAGAGAAGCGGCCAUGCGAGUUCUGAACCAAGUGCAACAAAAUAGCGACGUCUUUUGA
Durusdinium trenchii is the source of this 327-nucleotide messenger RNA. NCBI's taxonomy places the organism in Eukaryota, Dinophyceae, Suessiales, Symbiodiniaceae. The record is from the annotation of a GenBank genome assembly.